AUUUCAGUAGGUGGCCACAGCUAAGCUAAUUUAAUUCAGCUCAACUUCCUCUCUCUCUCUCUCUCUUUCUUCUUUUGCUAAUAUAUUGCCGUACUCGGCAAGUCCCUGAGGGCUGAGAGAGUUAAUUACAAGGAAGAAAAUAAGCAUAUUUACUCAAGAAGGGGGGGUUCGGAAACUGGAAGGAAAAAAAAAAAAAGGAGAAGAAUGGAAAAUAAUAACAAGGACGCAGAAAGUGAAAAAGUGGAGAUAAAUGAUGAGGAAAUUAGAGAGGCAAAAACGGAGGAGCUGAAAGAGAGGAAGAAGAAGAAGAAUAGUAAUACAACUAAUAUGUUGAGUUCUCCAGAAAUAUUGGAUGAAAAUGAGAAAAGCAAAGUCGACAGCAUGAGGGCUUUGAUUCAAAAAGAAGACCCUUCUUUCCAGGAAAUAGAUGAUCUAAUACUGCGGAGAUUUCUGAGGGCGCGUAAUCUGGACAUUGAGAAAGCUACAAACAUGUUCCUCAAGUACUUGAGAUGGAGGAGAUCAUUUGUGCCGAAUGGCUCAAUUUCUAGCUUAGAAGUCACCAACGAAAUUGCGCAGAACAAGUUCUUCAUUCAAGGCCAAGACAAGAAAGGACGUCCCAUUGCAGUCCUCUUUGGCGGCAGGCAUCACCAGGCCAAACUUGACGAAUUCAAGCGUUUCGCAGUCUUCUGUCUCGACAAAAUAUGUUCCAGAAUGCCAAGAGGCCAGGAAAAGUUUGUAGCCAUUGGAGAUCUUCAAGGAUAUGGAUAUUCUAAUAGUGACAUUCGCGGAUACCUUGCAGCUUUAUCAAUUUUGCAGGAUUGCUACCCAGAGAGGCUUGGCAAGAUAUUUAUAGUUCAUGCGCCUUAUAUAUUCAUGGCUGCUUGGAAGAUUAUCUACCCACUUAUCGACAACAAUACCAAAAAAAAGAUAAUGUUUGUGGAGGAUGAAAACCUGAAAUCCACUCUGCUAACUGACAUUGAUGAGAGCCAGCUCCCAGUUACAUAUGGAGGCAAACUGCAAUUAGUUCCCAUCCAAGAUUGUUGAUAUAUAUAUAUAUAUAUAUAUAGUUACGUCUCUAUCGGUGGUUAUUUGUUAAAUAUAAAAUAAUUUAAUGUGACGUGAUAAAAAAUUAAAAAAAAAGGGGGAAGUGGGGUUUCAGUGAUCUCAUGGCCGUCCAACCACAAUUAUCUUGCAUGGGCCUUCACCGCUUUCACCUUAAACCCCUAAAGUUGAGGAAAGUUAAAAAAGAUCUUUCAAAUCCAAAAAGAAAAGAAAACAAGUAUUAUAGGUGGUCCACGAUGGGGAGACAAGAUCAAUGAACAAGGUCACUUUGUCGAAUUUAAGAAACUGCUGAAUGAGUCAAAAAUAAGUAAACUCAUUUUCCAUUUCUUACCCUUUUGAUUUAAUAUUCCGAUCCUUGGUAAGCAUUCAAAUAGAUGUGUUUCAUUUACUAUGUAACGAUCUCUGCUAUAUAUUUGACAUACCA
Morus notabilis is the source of this 1486-nucleotide messenger RNA. Its product is annotated as sec14 cytosolic factor. The transcript is spliced from 6 exons. The record is from RefSeq and is a predicted model, not a curated record. NCBI's taxonomy places the organism in Eukaryota, Viridiplantae, Streptophyta, Magnoliopsida, Rosales, Moraceae. The coding region runs from base 205 to 1044 and encodes 279 amino acids.